Messenger RNA from Lucilia cuprina (Australian sheep blowfly), 938 nucleotides. RefSeq names its product inositol oxygenase. Lineage: Eukaryota; Metazoa; Arthropoda; Insecta; Diptera; Calliphoridae. The coding region runs from base 142 to 915 and encodes 257 amino acids. Gene Ontology annotation, biological process: inositol catabolic process. Gene Ontology annotation, molecular function: iron ion binding; inositol oxygenase activity. The record is from RefSeq and is a predicted model, not a curated record. Gene Ontology annotation, cellular component: cytoplasm. The transcript is spliced from 2 exons.
AAGAUUGCGCUAUAAAUAAGCCGCAUUUCCGUCGUGACUAUUUCAAAAGUGAAUUUAAAGUGUAACGUUUAACAACGGUGCAAUUAAAUGAAAAUUAAUUAAAAUAUUAUAAAAAAAGAUAAAAGAAAAAAAUAUAUCAAAAUGCGUUUAUUACUAGAGCACCAAAUCGAUUUUAUUGAUCCUUCGGAAUUAUUGCGCCCAGAACCCACUUUCGCCGAUAAAAGUUUAUCGAAAUUCCGUGAUUACAGUGUCGAUGAAACAGAUCCUCUCAAAGAACGUGUACGUCAAACUUAUCGCCUAAUGCACUUAAAUCAAACUGUGGAUUUUGUUCAUGGACGUCGUCAAAGAUGGUUGCAAUAUAAUACCAUGAAAGCUACUGUACGUGAAGCUCUAGAGAAACUUAACGAUUUAAUUGAUGAAUCUGAUCCCGAUAUUGAUUUACCCAAUAUUGUACAUGCUUUCCAAGCAGCUGAACGGGCCCGCGAAGAAUUUCCCGAACUCGAUUGGUUACAUUUGACCGCCUUAAUUCAUGAUUUAGGCAAAAUUAUGGCUUUCUAUGAUGAACCUCAAUGGUGUGUAGUGGGUGAUACUUUCCCUGUAGGUUGUGAUUGGGGUGAUAGUAUUGUCUAUCGUAAGGAUAGUUUUGAGGGUAAUCCAGAUGGUAAUAAUCACAAAUAUAAUACAAAGUAUGGCAUGUAUGAACCUAAUUGUGGCAUUGAUAAUCUUUUAAUGUCUUGGGGUCAUGAUGAAUAUAUGUAUCAAGUUUUGAAACAUAAUAAAACAAAAUUACCCGAUAUUGCCUGCAAAAUUAUCCGUUUCCAUUCGUUUUACCCCUGGCACAAUGGUGGUGAUUAUCAACAUUUGGCUAAGCCAGAAGAUGAGGAGACUAAAAAAUGGGUGCUGAUAUUUAAGUAAGUAUCAAAAACGAAAUUUUCCGG